Molecule: messenger RNA, 6686 nt
Organism: Hypanus sabinus (Atlantic stingray)
Lineage: Eukaryota; Metazoa; Chordata; Chondrichthyes; Myliobatiformes; Dasyatidae
Gene: pheta1
Product: PH domain containing endocytic trafficking adaptor 1
Exons: 3
Coding region: 655-1539 (294 amino acids)
Biological process (GO): receptor recycling; retrograde transport, endosome to Golgi; endosome organization
Cellular component (GO): early endosome; recycling endosome; trans-Golgi network
Source: RefSeq, a predicted model, not a curated record
CAAGUACCUGUACACAUACAAGGAAUUUACUUCCCGCAGAUGUUGUCUCUCUGCUCAUAACCGAUGAUAAAUAUAAAUGAAAAUAUAGAUUAUACAUACAAGUAGUGCAAUCCAAGUAAUAGUUAGCCGACAGUUAACUGUUCAGCAAAGUGACCGCAGUAAGGAAAAAACUUCUCCAGUGCCUAGUAGUCUUAGUCUGGAGGGAUCUGAAGCGCCUACCAGACGGAAGCAGUUCAAACUGCCAAGGUUGCAGUACGUUUUAGGGUACUACUUUUAAUUUUACAUUUUAUUAGGGGAAAAUGAGAGAGAUCAGGGUCUGAACUGGAAUUUAACUUUGCCACGUUUUCACACAGUGGGAGGCAAAUGUUUCAGCGAUGAAAAGUCAAACAGCAGAAAAUUUUAAUCCUGUCUCCGGCAGAUUCCCCUUCCUUUGUUAAAAAGUAAGCAGGCGAGGCAAUAUUUGUCCCGAGGGAGGAAUUAGGGAGAGGAGAACUGCCCCCCUGGGGCGAGCCGGGCAGUGACGUCACGCGGCGCGGAGUGAACGGGGGAAGGAGGAUGAGGGCGAGCGGCCGCAGGGGAAACUAGCGACCUCUCCUUCCCACGACCGCUUCCUCUGAUGAGUUCCAGCAACUCGCAACUUCUAGAAACUGCAGAAUGAAGUUGAAUGAAAAAAGUGUGGCAUACUAUGCCACCUGUGAUUCUCCAACCGAUAAGACUGGAUACUUGCACAAAAAGGGAGAACGAAACACUGCUUAUCACAGGCGUUGGUUUGUUUUGAAGGGUAAUCUGUUUUUUUACUUCGAAGAUAAGGAGAGCAAAGAGCCAGUUGGAGUAAUCAUUCUGGAGGGAUGCACAGUGGAACUGUGCGAAUCUUCAGAGGAGCAUGCUUUCGCAAUCAAGUUUGAUGGUGUUAAAUUGAGGACAUAUAAAAUGGCUGCUGAGAGCCCAACAGAAAUGGAAGCUUGGGUUAAAGCUUUAUCCCGUGCAAGCUUUGACUACAUGAGAAUAGUUGUGAGGGAACUUGAAAAGCAAUUGGAAGAGAUGCAGCAAAACAAAGCCAGCAGCCGUAAGGGCCAGAGAAAAGCACUCCUGCGAAAACACCAAAGCAACCCUUCUGGUUCACCACAAAUCUCAAAUAGUUGCGCUGUACCUCAUGGUACUUAUAAAGAAAAUGGCUAUGCCCCCUGGAGUACUACAACAGAUCAAAUGCUUGAACUGGAAUUAAAUGGCAAAGCUCAUGCUGUUAGUGAUAAUAGUGACAUUGCAAAAUAUUUCCUAGAUCAGACGCCUGAAAGACCACAACACACCCAACGCUUCCCACCCCCUUUGCCCCCUAGGAGGAAGUCAGCAACAGGAGGGGUAACGCCUGGCAGUGGUAGUGUGAUGACCACCCAUGAUCAUGCUUCAUUAGUAGCGGGAACCUACAGCUUUAGCAGAUUGCACGAAUGGUUUGGCCGGGAUGUGAUACAGCUGCAAAGACAAUGGCAAGAGCACAAGAUAAGAAACGAUGGUGGUUCACAGCCAGAUCAGAUGAUCUGAAUAUGUCUUGCACAGUUUCUUCAAAAGGACAGUUUCAAAUCCAAUUCAAUCUCUUUGAAUUCAUGUUCUACGCAUUUGGUGCUUUCCAGAAAUAUACAAAUGGUAAUGGUAUUCUGCAUCUCUGUUUUAAUUAGUGUUAUAAUCUGGCUGGAUCCAGCAAAUUAAAUACUUAAUAUAUUUCAGUGUGCUUUGGCCACUGUCAUACAGCAUUUGCUAUUUUUCUCCUCUUAACUUCAGCAUCCAUGGCAGUGAAGUGAAAUGCACACAGAAAUUAAAAUAAUUACUAUCAGAACUUUUUUUUAAUUGGGCUUAUAACCUGUGAUGCUGGGGUAAAUCGAGCGCACACUGAAGAUUUAAGCUUGGCACAUGGUAAAUGCUGCUUUCAACCGGGAAGUUAGGAUAAAUAACCAGGUACAGAGUGUAGGAGUUGGCAAUCAACCAAGCUUCUAUAGUUUACAUUGAUUUUUGCAAGCACAAAUCUUUAAGUUUGCUAUCCACUCUUAUUUGGGUAGUCUGACAAUAUUCACAAACCUGCAUUAGAAAAAUGUUAGGAGUGAGGAGGGGUGUGGAAAGAGACACUAAACUCAGGACUUUCUUCCCUUUCCAUCAUUGUGCUCUCAGUUAUUGUAGGUUCUGUUCCAUCCCCCACUCCCCCCUCAAACCCAACCCUUGCUUAUUGAAUGCAUUCUAAACAUAGAACCAGCAGCUUAUCAGUGUAAUGCUGCUUGUGCAAUGACUUGCAUUGCCACUAUUAAGGGUUCUGUGUGACCAGUUGAAGUAGUGACAAGACUGUUUACAAGCUUAUCAAAUACUAAAUAUAACAUACACUAUUCAUUUCUGAAAAUUCAACAAGAGUGCUUUGCUGUUUUAUGUUCUGAGAAAAUAUGUCCCAGCCAAACUGCACUAAACAAACAAAUUGUACUUGGAAAAAUAAUUCAUUUUCUUUAAUAAUAAUAAUGCUUCCUUCUGCAACUGCACUCUUGGGGAGGUAUAUGAAUAUAGUGCAUGAAGUACCCAAUUCUGUAGUUGGGGGUUGUUAAUUCUAGUUGUGCUGUCUAUAGUUGAGUUGUAGCUGAGCUUAGUUUAGCUAAAUUGAAAUUGUGCAUAAGGAGAAGUGGGAGAAAAAUUUCCAACUUCAGAUUUUAAUUAAUGAUUGAGGUUAGAAAUCUGAUUGUUGGACAAAGAUAGAAUUAUACUGAACUUGAUCACUUUCACAUCUAUUGGCCCCAUCUGCCCAGGGGAAAAAUACUAAAUCUUAAUAUUGCCUAAAGCAUUGUUUAAGUAGAUAUUGGAGUAAGUAUGAGGAGAGAUGUUACUGAACAUCCUAAAAGGCAUCUUUCACAUUGCUGUGACAAUAAGGCCAGGUUAUGUAAAGAUACACUAUGCAAAGGACAAAUAAUUAUUGGUACUUGAAAUGUAAACUUUUAAUUAAAAUGUGAAGUGCCACUAGUACAACUUUGUGCCCUUAUGAUUUGAUGAAUGGCAAUAUUAAGUGUGAUUAUAGCUGCAAGAACAGUAAAAUCAAGAAAAUACUCUCUUACUAUUUGAUGUAACAAUACAGUCAAUGCCAUUGAAUGCAAACAUCACAAGAUCUGGCAUGUGGCAAGUGAAAUCCCUUCCUAUUUCAAAUGAGCUAGCAUUAGAGUCAAAUCAACCCACCCCAUAAGCAGUCACUAUUUAAUGCUUUUAGUGUAAUGUUAAUUCAACAUUAAAGAUUAGUUUUAUUUAUCACAUGUACAUCAAAACAAAGUGAAACAUGUUGUUUGUGUCAAGUCAAAUCAGCGUGGAUUGCCUGCAAGUGUUGCUGUGCUUCCCCGCUAACGCAUGCCUACGACUUACUAACCCUAACCAGUACAUCUUUGGAAGGGGGAGGAAGCCCACACUGUCUCAGGGAGAACAUACAAGUUCCUUGCAGGUAGUGGUGGGAAUUGAACCCCAAUCACUGGCACAGUAAAGUGAAGUGCUAACAGCUGUGAUACUGUGCCACCCCAUAUAUAGUUUAAUUAAGAUGCUUAUAAUCAUUUUAAAUGAGUUCCCCUUAUCAGAAACCACAAAUCAAUGCAUUAUCCAUGAUGUUUAUAUGUUUCAUUCCUUUCUUACCGUGCUAGUUUUCAGAACAAAACCAUGAGAUGCUGUACUUUUAACUGAAAAUUCACUUUAAAAAAUGUAUCUGAGUCAUCAGUUGUGUAACAGUAUCGGGGGUGUUGUCAAUUGUAUUUAGUAUUUUUCAUUUUAGCUUGUGUUGACAUAUUUCUGUUUGCUUGUUACUUCAUUUCUGGCUUGCAGAGUUUUACAAAUCUAAUACUUUAAUGCUGCAAUCUUUUGUGAUGAGCAUCUGAAAUAAACUACAUCAGGCUCAGGAGAGAGCGUGCCACUGUGGCCAUACACAGAAUCAGAAUCUACUAAUAUGCCAAGACAUUUAAUUAGUGAUUUUCGCAUUAGACCGUGAAGUGAUGAUAAAGAAAAAUGGAUAGAGCUAAAGGGAAGAGGCUAAAUGGCUUAAUAGUGCCAUUCUGUAGGAUUAACCAUAGUUUUUAAGAUCAGGACUGUUUUCCUAAAUCUUUAUGCAGAAAAGAAGCAUUUUUGUAAUAAUUCUGAAAGUAAUUACAAAGAUGUGCCAGGAGCUGUUAGUGAAUUAAUGGAAAAUUAGUAAUUGCACUUUCCGGUCUUUCAGUGUAGACUUCCAUAUGCUCUUCACUUCACAUCAGAUAACAAUAGUAUAUGAAACACUAAUAUAUGAAUGUCUUCAAGUAUUUAUUAAUAAUAAUGAACACUAGUUGCAAAACAUUACCUUUAAAUGCUGUAGUGCGGACACUAAAGGUGCUUUUCUUUUAACAGCGGUACUUUUCCUCCAGACUGCAAUUAUCCUUUCAGUAGUUGCUUCAAGUAUCACAUUAUUUUCAAGAAUAUUUUUACAUUAUGUUAUUUUUAAAAAAACAAUUUUACAAGUUUAAGUUUGGGAAGAUGGCCCCCUGGUUUCUUGAUUAUUGUGGAAAUUUUUAACAUAUGCCAUUCCUAGUUAAUCCAUUAAUGUAAAUCAUUUUUUAAAUGAGCAAAUAGACUUUAAGGUUAGAGUAUUUAAUUUGCUUAUCUAAUUUUUAAAAUUUUUUGAUUGCAUGAGUUAAUUUUCAGAAGUUAAUUUUGGACUAAUUAAUUAAUUGCCAUCCAUAAACACUUGUGUUUAGGGCAUUCAAAGCACACAAAAUCAACUGCAGUGAAAUAGAAUAUGCCCUAAAAUAAUAUUGUCCAAUGGCAAUUGCUGACUAUGAAUGGCAUUGAUGCAACAUUAGUUAUAUUAGUCAUAUAUAAUUACUUAAGCCACUCUGGGUAUAUAUAAAAUGCAGGUACGCACUCAGGGUAGUGAAGAUGAUUGCUGUAUUUUCUCUGCCCUGACAGCAUUCAAUAUCAUUAUAUGGUAUAAAGUCAGGUUAAACAAAAGGGAAAUCUAAAUCCAGAAAUAAGGAGUUGACACAUUCUCCCUGUGAUAUCUUGGGUAUCCCCAAAUGCUUUGUUUUUCCCCCUCACAUCUCUUGAUGAUUUGUAGGUUAAAUGGCUAUUAUUGUAAAUUGUCCCUCUUUGGACAGAGUUGAUUGGUAUUUGAGAAAGAAUAGAUUGCAUUGGAAGUAAAGGGAAUGAGAUUGAAAGGAUUGCUCUGAGAAAUGGCAUAGACUAGAUGGUCUAAUGUGUCAAUAGGAGACGCAGCUUUGAAAGCAUAUUCAUGGAAUUGUAAAUGUACCUUAUGUGAUUUCCUAAAGGUAUACUGUUGCUAUGUAACUAAAGAAAUUAAAUAUUCAUUGAGGUAUACAAAUCUUACAACAUUACCAAAAAGAUGUGUCACAAUCAUGUGACAAGCUAGUAGUAGCAUAAGAGAAGUUCAAACUGCUGCUGGAGGAACUCAGCAGGUUGAACAGUAUCUAAGUAGGGAAAGAAAUUGUCUGCAUUUGAGGUUGGAACUGAGAGUGGAGAGAGAAGCUAACCAUUAUGAAGAGGAGCAGGGAUCAGUUUGUGAUAAGUGGACUUGCCCUUUCCCUUCGUAGAUGUUGCUCGAACCACUAAGUUCCUCCAACAGUUUGUCUCUUUGCUCCAGAUUCCAGCAUUUGCAUGCUCCUUACUCUCCAGUAGCAUCAAGAUCACAUAAUCGUCUUUCUCCAAAAUUCGUACUUACCUAAUGACUUCCCAAUUAGAUUCAAGCUAUUCAGUGUUAACAUGUUAAUAAAUGCACUUCAGUUUAGAUCCGUGUAAUUAUUUGUACAAAUCUGGGUUUGCCUGUGUACUUUGUUUUAAAAGUACUUUUGAAUGUGCCUGAAGAAAACAACUCCAUGAAUAAGUACAACCAUUAUAAUCAAAACUCCAAUAACCUUAAAGCAUACAAACAUUUUGCACAAGACACUCCUUUCAUACAGUCAUAAUUCAUAUAGCAUUAUCAUAAAAGUACUCUGUAUAUUGUGGGAAGUUUUAGUAAAUGUAAAUAUCUCAAUUUGAGUUGCUUCAGUCAGUGACUGGAAAGACAUUAAUAUUUUUUAUUUUCGGAAAUCAAAUUCCUGACAGAAUUACUCUUACAUCUUUUAGAAUAAAGCCUUUGUGGAUCAUCCCACUUUCAAUGGUAGUGGGAAAAAUGUAAAGCAAAAUCAAUAACAGCCAUUUUAUUUGAUUUAAAAAUGUAAAUAUCAUCCUAAUUUUCUAUAUUUGUUUUUUGUGGGAACUAUCAAAAUUAAGUGUAUUUGUUGAACUUUUUUAGUGGCCUGGAAGUGUUAGUGGUCCUUUGAAGGAUUAGAUCUUUUAUGAUACUGAUUGUUUAACAUGGAAGUCCAUGCAUAAAUGUGCCAUACAAAUGUUUUAAUGCUUUUUUGAUGAAUUACUAUGUUCUCUUAUUACAUUUGGAAUUCAUUUCCAAAAUGUAAAGAUACUUUACUUAACUUUUUACAAAAUGGAUAGUAUUCUUUUAAUGUAGAUCUUUUUUUUCCAAUUUUAUCAAAAAUGUAUUUUUCUAAUUACACUUUCAGUUUGCAUGGAAUAUUCAUCACCUGGAUGUAUUGGUUACUGCAUGAUUGCAUGAACAAUCAAUCUAUAUUUUAGCUCAUAGUAUUGAGAAUCAAAUAUUCUGUUUACUGGUCAUUUAUACUACAGUAAAUGAACUGAGAAAUGGA